Messenger RNA from Drosophila bipectinata, 1948 nucleotides. It is a transcript of the gene Rh50, whose product is annotated as Rhesus blood group-associated glycoprotein Rh50. Lineage: Eukaryota; Metazoa; Arthropoda; Insecta; Diptera; Drosophilidae. Gene Ontology annotation, biological process: ammonium transmembrane transport; ammonium homeostasis. Gene Ontology annotation, cellular component: plasma membrane. The record is from RefSeq and is a predicted model, not a curated record. Gene Ontology annotation, molecular function: ammonium channel activity.
GGCUACUUACGCGUCGCACUCAUCGCUCCGGGCAUCAGUGCGCGCCCAGUGCUCAACCGCAGUAGAUCGCGAAUCGGGAAUCGUGAAUGGGGAUAUAUAUGAACCAACGUUAGAGUGUAAAAAUCUGCUUUUCAAUGCCAAUGAGAUACAGCUGAAAAGCGCACAAAUAUUUGCACAUCAGUUGUGGAGAGCUCCGCCCCAGUCCGCAACAGCGACUUCCUGUCCGGGCCACUUACGGCUGCUAAAUUCGCCGAACACGUGCUGCAGCGUCUGCGGCCUGGAUCUAAAACUCCGUCUACGGCUUUAACUGGAACUCCAAUCAGGAGCCGUAUUUUUUUGUUGCUUCAGAGACCAGAACCGAGACCCCUCCUGCCGCCAUGCAUUCGCCGGGUGCCAAAGUGUCGGGCUAUGUCGUCCUGAUGAUUGUGCAAAUAAUUUUCCUGGUCCUAUUCUGGCUGUUCGUGCGUUACGAAAAGGAACUCCUGCCGCCGGCAAUCGAUGCCGAAGACGCUGGAUCAGCAAAGGAACACGUUUCAAAAUAUCCGCAGUUCCAGGACAUCCAGGUAAUGAUCUUCAUUGGCUUCGGCUUCCUCAUGACCUUCCUGAGGAAAUAUGGCUACAGUGCCACAGGCUUCACCCUGUUCAUGGCCGCCCUGGUGGUGCAGUGGUCCGUACUGAUGAAGGGAUUCCUUCACAUGGAGGAUGGCAAGAUCAGCCUCUCCCUGGAGAACAUCAUCGAUGCGGAUAUUGCCGCCGCGGUUCCUUUGAUUAGCAUGGGCGCCCUCCUGGGCAGGACCACGCCCAUCCAGCUGCUCUGCAUGUCAAUCUUCGAAGUGGCUCUGUUCGCCGCCAACGAGUAUCUGGCUCUGCACGUUUUCAGUAUUUGCGACUGCGGUGGCUCCAUCACAGUGCAUGCCUUCGGCGCCUACUUUGGCCUGGCGGUGGCCCUGAUGCUGCGCCCCUCGAGUGACCAAAACGAGGCCGGAAAGCUGGAGGGCGCCAGCUAUACAUCGGACAUAUUCGCCAUGAUUGGCACCACCUUCCUGUGGGUGUACUGGCCCAGCUUCAACUCGGUGCUGGCGGCUGGAGCCGGCGGCGAGCGAGCCAUUUUGAACACGUUCUUGUCAUUAGCCGCGGCAACAGUGACCACCUUCGUUGUAUCCGCGCUUGUCAGCCACGAGAAUAAAUUGGACAUGGUGCACGUGCAGAACUCGACUCUUGCCGGGGGCGUGGCUGUGGGCACGGUGUGUAACUUGCUGCUCGGCGCCCAUGGAGCCGUCUUAAUUGGCAUUAUCGCCGGCACGGUCUCGGUACUCGGCUAUCGCUAUUUAACACCCUGGAUGACUGCCAAUCUGCGGCUGCACGACACCUGUGGCGUGCACAAUCUGCACGGAAUGCCGGCCCUUAUUUCCGCCAUUGCCUCGGCCAUUUACGCCUCCAUGGCCACCUCGGGUGACUAUCGAUCGGAGCUGCAGGACAUUUUUCCGGCCAUGGUUGGCACCAACGGAACUGAUACCAAAAUCAUGGGCGGUCUUGGCCGAAAUGCCAGUUCCCAGGCAGGCUACCAGUUGUUUGGCAUUGCUGUGACCCUUCUCAUUGCCAUCGGUGGAGGCAUUUUAACAGGAGCCGUUUUGAAGUACGCCAGCUUCCGGAAUCUGAAGAAGGACGAACACCACCAGGACGAGCAUUACUGGGAGGUCCCUGCCGUGGAGAACAAGGAGGAAUAUGAACUAGAAAGAGUUGACGAGCUUUUGUCGUAAGCUAAAAUACCCAGGCGACAUCAACAGGACAAUGGGUGCCAGCCAAUCCUUUUGUUGUCCUUGCCAGCUCCGCUUAAUUUUUGUAGACAUUUGUCGCAUUUAAUUAAAAACUCCAACAAUUUACACAUUUAAUUAGCGUAGUGCACAACGAAAAAGCCCAACACAACACAAAAACAAAAAAAAUCAAA